Messenger RNA from Aspergillus ruber CBS 135680, 3736 nucleotides. Its product is annotated as RNA dependent RNA polymerase. The record is from RefSeq and is a predicted model, not a curated record. Bases 99 to 3632 code for a protein of 1177 amino acids. Lineage: Eukaryota; Fungi; Ascomycota; Eurotiomycetes; Eurotiales; Aspergillaceae. The transcript has 4 exons. Gene Ontology annotation, cellular component: nuclear RNA-directed RNA polymerase complex. Gene Ontology annotation, molecular function: RNA-directed RNA polymerase activity. Gene Ontology annotation, biological process: siRNA processing.
UGGUCGUGGUUGUGGUUGUGGGGGUUUCUUGGGAGCGAGGAGGUCGGACGCGACGAGGAUUGCGCCGAGGAACCAGAUGAACGAAGUCGGGUGGGACGAUGCCAUUGAGACGGAAUGAGCAUACCAAUGGCUACGGCCAGAGUCAAGACUCCCCCAGGCCACGCGAGGCAGCUCCAAAGCAGGUUUCCAAUAUGGCGUCGGGAUCAGCACCGGCUCCGGUUACGAUACAACAACCACCCAUCCUGCCCAGACCAACAAAACCGAGGUACUCAGACGAUGACGACGAAUACUAUACAGCGCCAAACUCACCAUCUAAGAACGGCGAAGAUGAAUUCCCUGGACCCACGCUGGAUGAUAUGGGCUGGACACGAGACCCUACGCAAUCAGUCUCGAGAAGUAGCAGUAAAGGCAGCCAUGUCUCCAAAGGACCCAAGGAGGGCCCAGGGAGCUUCGUCGAGCGGCUGACAGCUCCCGACCCGCCGUCCUUUCGAUACGAUGCUGUGCCACCAGAGCAGAACAAUGUUCGGUACAGCUUCUCAACAAGUACGACGUCGUAUUUUGGACCUCGGGAGGAUAGUGGUCUGGGUGUUUCUUUUGCAUCGAAUGCCACGGAGCCAGAGACACAACACGAAGAUUCUGUUGUGGGCCGCAUGCUCAAUCAAGAGAUACAAACGAUAUUCAGCACUGAAUCUAUGAGCAAGGCAUCUAAGGAGAUCAUUGCAGAACUCCUCCGCAACGGUCCCUUUUCGCUCGCUCGCUCGUUCCCGCCUUCCAUACCACUACGGUACCGGUACGAACUGGAGCGGAUAGGCAGAGCCUGGGACGUCCCAUUUGACCGGAUGCUAGUUGGUGAUAGCAUCUCAUUCAAGACUUAUGACGACUUCUGCGGGUGGAUUGCGACACACACUCAGCGGAAUGGAAAGCUGCUUCCUGAGUGGUCGAAUCGACAGGCCUGGAAUGCCGCGACAGGAGAUUUCAAAUCAGACAAGCAUUCCGAAGUAGUUGUGUUCUCUGGGGAGUUGGACUGGUGCGAACCUAAUCAGCCAGGGAUUCUGAAAUUGAGACUGAACCCGCUCAAGAUGGAGAAGACAUGUCGGUUCCAUCGACGGUUUGGGUCAGAUAGGUUCCUGACCUUGACGAUGCCAGCGCCGACAAUGCCGCCGGGACAUUUGCCUCUGCCGUCCCAGCCAUCGCUACUACGCGAGAGUCUAGCUUCGUGGCUGACGCAAAAUGUUCAUCGCUGCAUGGGCCGGACAUGGCGGCCUUACUUCGUCGAGGAAGCCAAAUCAAAACGCAAAACCAAGUGGGAUCCGCGAUUCAAAGUCGAGUUCUUCGCUAUCGACGGUGAAGACUUCUAUCAUACCUACCACAUCCCGCCACGCAUCGCACCACCGCGCCAGGAAAGCGAGAACCGCACGCCGAUGACCGUUGAAAUCCUAAUGGACUGGCACAUGCCCGCAGAGGCUAACAUGUCGCAAUCGAACUGCAAGCUUUUCCAGCGAAUUUCAAUUGGUCUGUCCAAGACAUUCGCGACAGCGGUGUUACGGCCGCAACAAGUUCUGCAUCUGCGCGAUGAGCCCGGUCAAACUGUUAUGAAUGACGGAUGUGCAUUAAUGUCUCGGGGGUUGGCGAAGGAUAUAUGUGACUCAUUGGGGAUUUCGGGGAACAUGCCUAGUUGUUUCCAGGGUCGGAUUGCGGGGGCGAAGGGAUUGUGGAUGGUCGAUCGACACCGGUCACAUCUUUCUGCCGGCGAUGAUGAUAUUUGGAUCCAGAUAUCUGAUUCGCAAUUAAAAAUCGAACCGCAUCCGGAGUCGUGGCAAGAGCCCGUUGACGAGGAGAAGUUGACGUUCGAGGUUGUGAAGUGGUCGAAACCGUUGCACCCUGUUGAGUUGAAUGUGCAGUUACUGGGGAUCUUGGAGAAUGGCGGUAUUGCCAAGGAAUACAUUGCUGACUUGACCCGUGAGGGCAUCAAUGCGCUGUAUCGUGACUUCGCUGAGGUCUUGCAGUCAAAUAGUAAUAUCCUCUGUCGCAGUUUGAUGCAGAAACUCUGGCCUGCUGAUGACAGUCCUGGAUUGAUGGCUUACAAGGUUCGACGGCUGGAGCAGUGGACUGCUAACAAUAUCGAGGGGAUCGUCCGCUUUACUGAGGCUGGCUUUACACCGCGGAGCUUCUAUCCUCUCCGUAAGCGACUGGGGAGAUGCCUGCGUGAACUGCUGGAGCAGUACGUGGAUAAGCUGCAUAUCGAGGUACCCCUGUCGACAUAUGCGUUUUGUAUCGCUGACCCCUAUGGUGUUUUGAAACCAGAUGAAGUACAUCUCGGAUUUUCCAAUAACUGGCAAGCAGGCGGCUUUGCGUUCGAGGAUAAUCUACUCGAUGGUAUGGAUGUUCUCGUCGGGAGACUACCUGCCCACCUCCCCUCUGAUAUUCAGCGGAGACAUGCUGUUUGGAAGCCUGAGCUGCGCCAUUUCAAAGAUGUGAUUGUUUUCUCGACGCAGGGUAAUAUGCCACUGGCGCAUAUGCUUUCCGGCGGUGAUUACGACGGUGAUACACCAUGGAUAUGCUGGGAUCAGAAGAUCGUGCAGAGUUUCCAGAAUUCAGAACUACCCCAACAAGAACUGUCAUAUCCGGAAGAGUAUUUCGGGCUCACAAAGCAUUCGGUGCCAAUGAGCGAGAUCCAGUCUCCGGAUGAGUUCUGGCAGGGGGUGUUUACGUUUAACCUGACGCUGUCGAAUCUGGGACAGUGCACUGUUGAGCAUGAGAAGGUCUCGUACGAUGAGUCGAUUAACUCGUGGAAGGCGAAAGAAUUGGCUUGUCUUCUUGGACACCUGGUAGACGGCCGGAAGGGUGGCGUACACCUCUCAGAACAAGCAUGGCGGCAAUAUCGCGAGCGAAUUAGCCCUUGCACGCGAAAAGCCCCUGCAUAUCGCAACCCAGGACGACAAUGCAAAACAAGCAACAUCAUCGACUACCUCAAGUUCUGGGUUGCGUCACGACAGCGCAACGCCGUGCUUGAGCAGCUAGAGCGCCAAUUCCCCGAAGCGGCCAUCAUGUGGGACCUCGACGAGGAUCUCAUUCGGCCGUGGAACGAGGCAUGUCAGCUCGCGCGACAGGACAAGGCCGAGGGCGGAAACCUUCAAGCCAUACUGGAUAAUACGGUCCAUGAGUUCAACAAGCUAAAGCAGCAAUGGAGCAGCUCAUUCCGCGGCGAGAACGACACCAUGCGCGAGUUCACUCCUCAGGCGCGCGAGUUCACUCCUCAGGCGCGCGAGGCCGCAGAGCGUGCCAAGGCCAUCCCGCCACCGGUUGCAAAGCAGGGCGACCACCCACUUCUGCAUACCUGGCGGCAUGAUCACAACGCAUGGAUGCGAGUUCUAGCCUCUUGUGCGUACAAAAAGCGCCCAGAGGCCAGUUUCGUCAUGCAUGCCUUCGGGGAGAUACUCUGUCAGAUUAAAGCGAGUACCAUGCCCUCGCGGAUAGUCACGAAUGAAAUCCUCGCUUGCUACCGGUUCAGCCAGAAGGCAGCAUCACAUAUAACUGUGCGUGAGGUUUCUGCGAGUGGCGAAGAAGUGGACGAGUUUGAGUAUGAGGGGGAGGAUGUCAUUGAGGCAAUAGCGAUUACUGGAUUUGGAUAGUUUGACGAAUGACGAUAACAGAAAGCGGUCACGAAUCAUGUUUUGCAUGUGACAUCAAAUUCAGGAAGACAUGAAGUACUUGCACAGAGUACAGAGGUACAGAG